CUAUUUUUAUUUCGAGGCGACUGAUCAUUCAAAAGGAGUUGUCAUGAAUGAUAAAGUUGUGUUUGACAACAAGACGUAUUGCUUGAGCUUGGCCUACCACAUGUAUGGAAGCGGCAUGGGGACAAUUUCUAUCUAUACGUACAACACUAACCUCGGAUUACUUAAAAAACAAUUUUCCGUCAAUGGAACACAGGGGAAAGAAUGGCACAAAGUUGAUAUCGAUUUACCACUUGAUAGAAAGACAAGGCUUAUUAUUAUGUCAGUUAGAGGAAAGUCAUACCAGAGCGAUAUAGCAAUCGAUGACGUCACUUUGAUGCCACGCCCAUGUUCAGCAUGA
Molecule: messenger RNA, 337 nt
Organism: Saccostrea echinata
Lineage: Eukaryota; Metazoa; Mollusca; Bivalvia; Ostreida; Ostreidae
Product: MAM domain-containing protein 2-like
Exons: 3
Coding region: 44-337 (97 amino acids)
Cellular component (GO): membrane
Source: RefSeq, a predicted model, not a curated record